AUGAGCUCCAUUGUUCGUUCAGAAGUCGAACAAAUGGACAAUGAGAUCAACGUGCGAUCGACUCGAGCCCGAGCUCGCAAGCGCGAAAAGAUAUCCAACGCCUGUAUCGCCUGUCGCAACAGCAAGACUCGCUGUUCAGGGCGCCAUCCUUGUGAAAGAUGCAUUAGACGUAAUGAAACUUGCGUCUUUGAGGAGAAAGAAAAGAAAGUAGCAGUAUCUGUAGAUUACCUCGACCAAUUACACGCUCGCAUCGAGUCACUUGAGGCUCAAUCACGCUCCGUCCAAGGUCUAAACUCGACCACUGAAGCCCUCUCAUCAGGUUCAAUGCAGCUUAAUGCGCGCUAUCCAUCGAUAAAUCCUCCACAAAGCCCCUUGGGCGAAACUAGGACGCCGUCGAGAUCGGAGUCCAGUUCUCUUACAAAUACCCUUGUCACUUCCGAGCCACAGAUCAAGGUCCAUCGCUACGGACAUGCCGGUGCGUCUGCCGUUUUCUACCUUGAAGAAACUGACAUGCUUACCGCAUUAGCCUACCUUGGGCACAGCUCAACUCUCAGCUUCAGUCGCAAUGUCCGCAACCUUCUUCAACGGUCAUCCCCAAUCGCAGAUCCUGGGAGCGUAUCUAUGGAACGGCAGGACAUAUCUUAUACACGAACACUGCCGCCAAUAGCUCUCGAUCUGUCAGGCAUCGCAUUGCCAAAGCUCUCUUACGCUGAAUACUUGACCAACACAGUGAUUGUGCACAUCGGUUCUCUCUACUCCAUAUUUGAUGCAGACGUGUUUCUUCAAAGACUGAGGAGAUUUUACGACGAUCGUGACAAAGAUUUGGAGAUUGAUGCAAGCCUAUGGCACAUUCAGAUGCUACUUAUACUAGCAUUCGGCAAGUCGAUACAGUCUAGAGAACACUCUGAGAUGGGCCCCUCCGGAAUGACAUACUUCACACUUGCCAUUGAAGCUAUGCCAGAUAUAAGAAGACUCUACGAGGAUCCUUUGUUGUCAAUUGAGGUUCUUUGUUUGGCUGCUUUGUUCAUGCAUGCGACCGAUCUCCUACAGGAGGCCUACGUCACGAUUGGUCAAGCCCUGCGAAUUUCUGUCACCAAAGUUCUGAACAAAAGGUUUCCGGAAGCUUUGAGAUCCUCAAACUUUGAGUACCAAAGACGUCUCUGGUGGACAGUAUACUGCAUCGACAGAAAGUGCGCGGCAAUGCUAGGCAGUCCGUCUGUCAUGAGAGACGAUGACAUCUCAAUCCCGUUCCCAGAAAUAAAGCCAGGAGAUGAGUCGCAAAACGCAUUCGCUAUCCAUGCGAUCCUUUCUUCUCAUCUCGGCAAGAUCCUUGAUGCCAUAUAUGGAGUACACGAUCAUCAGCGGAGUUUCCUUCUUGAAGUGAAGUCAAUUCUUUCUCGUAUUGCAGAAACCUACGUUAUCCUACGUCAACAUCUUCCGUUAGAUGUCCAGCAACCAAGCCAACCAGUUUCUCGCGAGCCUGUUCUCUUCUCACUUCUCAAGCCUCUUCUAGCAUCAAAUGCUCCCAUACCCGAUGGUCGCCACUCUUCGUCGCCAUUUGAGUCGAUGCUGAAGAUGUGCAUCGAGUCUGCUGUCCAAAUUCUCAACAUCAUGUCAAUUCUGAAGCAACAGAUGAUGUGCGAUAUCUUCUUGCCAUAUGAUAUCGAUGCACUCUUUUCGGCGGCCUUCGCUUUGAUCCUAAUCGAUAUCAUCCGGCCAGCAAAUGAGCUGCUUUGGGACUUGCCCCAGGUUAUGAACCUACUUGGCGAGUUUGUAUCACGGCGUGUAGCUCCAGCGCAAGCCUACAGGUCCGAUCUCGUGCAAAUCUUAGAGCUACAUACUAAGUUACGAGGGAACAACUGCCGCCAGCAUCAGGACACUGGGACCAUGUUCAAUAUGAGUCUUGUUCCUGGCCUGGACGAAUAUGCUAUAACCCAGCCGGGGCAGUUGGGUAUAUCACCUGACCCAUUGUGGGCAAACAUAAGAGAUGGAAAUGUAGCUGGAGAUCCCGCGCACCCUAACACAAUCCUUUCAGUGAUUGAUGAUCUGAACGUGGAAGGUUUUGAUAUAUCAGAUACUGAUAUGCUUGAUAAUGCGUGGAUGUGGGAUAUGGACGAUAUGUCAACAAACAUCUAA
This is a messenger RNA of Fusarium fujikuroi IMI 58289, 2136 nucleotides long. RefSeq names its product related to positive activator of transcription. Gene Ontology annotation, biological process: regulation of DNA-templated transcription; DNA-templated transcription. Bases 1 to 2136 code for a protein of 711 amino acids. NCBI's taxonomy places the organism in Eukaryota, Fungi, Ascomycota, Sordariomycetes, Hypocreales, Nectriaceae. The record is from RefSeq and is a predicted model, not a curated record. The transcript has 8 exons. Gene Ontology annotation, molecular function: DNA-binding transcription factor activity, RNA polymerase II-specific; DNA binding; zinc ion binding.